Molecule: messenger RNA, 1337 nt
Organism: Helicoverpa zea (corn earworm)
Lineage: Eukaryota; Metazoa; Arthropoda; Insecta; Lepidoptera; Noctuidae
Gene: NPF2
Product: pro-neuropeptide Y-like
Exons: 4
Coding region: 307-588 (93 amino acids)
Cellular component (GO): extracellular region
Molecular function (GO): hormone activity
Source: RefSeq, a predicted model, not a curated record
UCAUUUUUUUUGCAUUUACUGUCAAAAAAAAAAAUACAGUAACACCGUCUCCUGGCUCCAGUGAGCGCACGUCCCGCCCACCUGUAGCGCAACGCCAGCAUUGCCAACGCGGACACCAAGCACCCACCAGCUGCUCACCCGCUCACUGGGAUACAGUGCUAACAGCGUCUGCGGGCUCUAGUGGUCGCACGUCCCGCCCACCUGUAGCGGUUGUAUUAAACGCGCGCGACGACGCAACGCCAGCAUUGCCCGCGCGGACACCAAGCACCCACCAGCUGCUCACCCGCUCACUGGGAUACAGUAAAAAUGCGUUUCCUCCUCCCCGCCAUGUUGCUGCUGUCAGCCAUCUUGUCGUGCGCCGCGCAGGCGCAGUAUCCGCGCCCGCGUCGCCCCGAGCGCUUCGAUACGGCGGAACAGAUCUCCAACUAUUUGAAGGAGCUGCAGGAAUAUUACUCCGUGCAUGGGAGAGGACGAUAUGGCAAGAGACAAAUGCACAUAGCCGAUGCUUCAGUAAUUUUCAGGGAGAGUCCAUUUUUCGAACACAAUCUUAACGACGAACCGGCCUUUAAAAACCUUGGUUAUAAGUAAAUAAAUAAAUAACUAAUAUAAAUAAUAAAUAAAUAUACUACAUUGUUAUUAACAUAUUCCCGUGCAAAUGAAACUUAAUAUUUUUAAUAUUAUUUUGCUUGUCUACAGAAUUUCAUGCUACUUUUUAACUGUGAUUAAUGCGUACUUAAUUUAUAAUGAGGUUAUUUUUAAAAGAGAUGGGCAUUUAUAGACUUGUUUUUCUUUUAUUAAUUCAAUAGUUGACAACUCAAAUUCAACACUUGUUUAAUACGGUAUUUUCAAUGCAAUUUGUAUGAAACUGUAAGUUCACAUCAAGCUGUUUACUUUUUUAAUUUAUUUUGUACAUUUGACUUUAUUUUUGACAGCUAUAAUUUAGAAGUUAUAUUUACAGCUAACGUUAUUGUUUUACCCAAAAACUUGUCAUCAGCUCUUAUAAUAAUUCUAUGUGUGCUUAAAGAAAGCCCAUCUCUAGCAACUCUUAUUUGAAAUAACUAAUGGCAUAUUCCUACAAUUAUAUUUUAAUAUUUAUUUAAUCGAAAUACGACGCUAGUCACUGUUAUUCUCAUUUAAAUUAAUUUAAACAAAUCCGCCAUAAAAAUCUAGUCAUCAAAAACGCUUAUUUUUCCAAAAAGGUUCCUAAAAAUAGUUUUCAAGCUGGGUGCAAAACUAUUUUUAGAAUUCUGCCACCAAACCUUUAUUCCUAACAGUUAAAAUAGUGUAACUAAACAUGUAUGUAGUAUUUAUUCAAAAUGCAAGAUUGUUUCAUCAUG